CAGGGCGAAUUUUCAUCGAGUACAUAUCUCUCUCUCUCUCUGUCUGAUGAAAAGUUAUGGGUGUCAAGGUAUAUUGCCUUCCACUCACUCCCGAUUGGCCCAGACAGCAGUUUUGGUUUCGUCUUAAGACUUGGACACACCUGCGCCUGUGGUGUAAGGGUUAGACUCCUCGCCGUCACGCGCGGGAGGCCCGAGUUCGAUUCUCGCGUGUUGAGAAUUUUAAAAUUGAGAACUCGGUCUUUCUACAGCGACCUUGUGUUCCUCUCAGCCCGGGUUGACCCUGACAGGCAGGGUUGAACCCUGCCUCCUAACUGAUCUAAAUUGUGUCGAUGGGGACAAAAACACUGACAAAUCAAUAGAACUGAAAGAUGUUGAGAAGUCGUACCAUUGAUCAACCCCGUGGUUAGAGAAAUGUUCUGGUUGGUCUUACUUUUUCCACUUUCCUGCAGUUUUUUUUCUCUUUUUAUCAAACGAGCUUUUCCCCAGUUCUAUUCAACUGUUUGUCUUUGUCCGGAGACGAUGUGCUUCUCUUUACUCCAUCUAACGAAGAACUAGACUAAAACAACUACCGAAAGCAACACUAUAAGCAUAGUCAGUCGAACCUGCUUGAGCAGUCACCUUUACAAACGACAACUUCCCGCUGUCCCCCUUUAAAAAAUUAAGACGCUGUCAAGAUGUUCAUAUGUCAGAGACAAUUACUUUUCUCGUCAAGAAUGAGAGAGACCAUCUUGGACGAUUUUCACGGUGUUUGGGCAUAUUAUUCAAGCACAGACCAUCCCGGCUCAGCACAUCCUAGAGUCCUACAAUGAACGGCAUCUGACGUUUCACUAUCCCCAACUACCCAUAAUAAAACAACGUCUUGCGAAAGCCCCACAACCAUUGUGGGAAAAAGAAACCGGCGCCGCCAUUUCGGCGGUCCUCGGGGGCGGUCGGAGUCGUCCGUUGUGUCGCGAGCGCUCGGUGAGAGAAAAUAUCGCAUUAAUCUUUUUUCCUUCUUGGAGCGUCGGAGAGGUUUCGGUUUUACUGUGCCAGAUGUAGGGGGAUAUAUAGCACAACGGAUCGUCGUUCCCGCUCGCUUGCCUGAUUCCGCGAGCGACGUCGUUUUCUCGCGGCUUGGAUUAACUAACAGAACCGUUCUCUAAGUUUGGUUCGUCCACACAGCGGUGUUUCUGUCCAUGGACUCGAAGUAAAUAAGUUACCCUGAAAAACUUCAGUACACAGAUCUGGCACAUGAAGAAGAAGAAGAAGAUACCUCGUCAACUGAUGUUUGUGUGAUCUCGGGCACAAGAUCCUAGACUGCUACUGUGCCUAGAAGAAGUUAUUCCUACACAGGCCUGUACAGCACCAUCAUCGUGAGCCCCCACACAGUGUUGUUUUAAAAUCACUGUCUGCAUAACACCACUAAAACCGUCCAUAUUUCUUACAACAGACGCAGGACAUACGUUUGGAAACUACAAAACUAUUAUCCACUUCAAAGGAAACUGUGGGUAUUCCAAAGCAGCAGCAUACUUCCUGUUGUUUUUGGAGAAUCAGGAAGUCUGCCAAACAGCUUGAUUCCGAAAAUUGUUGUAGUUGAAAAUCGGCGGCAUUUAUGCUAAGAAAUAUCCCCAACUCAAAUUCCUAAAGAAUUGUGUAAUACGUGAAUUACUCACAGGGCGUGAAAAGAUCUCGAAAAGUCUGGAAAGAGUGAUUCGAUUUUGUGAAAAUUCGGAAAUUUGAGGAUGAAUACUGUGUUUAUUUCUGUGGUGCAUUCGCGACCGUGGGAGUAAUGCCAAGUCACGUGGGUGUCAUGUGAUCGGAUCUAUUUAUAGUCAACCAGUGAGAAAAUGAGGCCUCCAAAUUUAUGCACGGUGCUUCGUGUGCUGCUUGUGCUGCUACUGUGUGCGGAGCGAUGCGUGGCGGUCAAAUGGCUCGCCCUGUACAGAAUCAAACAGCGGCCCUGGGAGACGACGCGGAACUGUACCCGCAGCUCAGGCCUGGCCGCCCGACAGAUGAAGCUGUGCCGGGACAACCUGGACCUCAUGUCCACAGUGGUCCACUCAGCCAUGGUCUCCAUGGAGACGUGUCAACAACAGUUCGCUGACCGCCGCUGGAACUGCAGCUCCAUCCUCCGGGUGCCCAGUCUACCCAUGGACCUUGUGCGGGGCACCCGAGAACAAGCCUACGUGUAUGGCAUCUCCUCCUCUGCCCUCGUCCAUUCCAUCUCCCGUGCCUGCAGUAUCGGUGUGACCACCAAAUGCAGCUGUGGCGUCCUGCCCAACACGACGCCUACGGGAAACUUCAAGUGGGGCGGCUGUGGCGACGACCUUCACUUCGGCCUCCUGUUCGGAGAGGCGUUCACGGACGCCACGCUGAGGAACAAGAAGGGCAAGGUCAAGACGUCCAAGAAAGCCAUGAUGAAUAGACAUAACUUCCGCGUGGGGAGGAAGGUGGUGGCCGACAGCCUUACACAAGCCUGCAAAUGUCACGGGGUUUCCGGAUCCUGUUCCAUCAAGACAUGCUGGAGAGCUCUGCCCAGUUUCGACUCUAUAGGAGCCCUGUUGAAAGACAGAUACGCCCUGGCAGUGGAGGUGAGAAGGAAGAGACGGAAGAAGAUGAAAGUCCUGAUUCCGAUACAUAAAGGCCGCGCCUCAUUCAGAGAUGAUGAGCUGGUUUAUUACGAGAAGAGCCCUGACUAUUGCAGUCCAGACUCCAAGACUGGCUCUGUGGGCACUAGGGGAAGAUUAUGUGAAUCCUCGGGCUGGGGCCCUGGCAACUGCGACUCAAUGUGCUGUGGUCGAGGCUACAACAACUUCACUAUGGAGGUCACGGAGCGUUGUGAGUGCAAGUACAUUUGGUGCUGCUACGUCAAGUGCAAAGUCUGCACCAAACUGCUCAAACUGAGCCAGUGUAGAUAGAUGGACACGCCUGGGCACGACACUGCAUCACUGCGUCCUGAAAGACACGACUUCCUUUUCAAAGAAGGUCACUUCCGCUUUCGUCGUGAAAAUACGAUUCGCCAAUUGUGAUGACAUCAGCGGUUUCAGAGGGAGUAAUGAUUUUUAAGGCGAGGCGGAUUUUCGAGACUUUCUCAUAGCAAGAAACGUGAAUCGCUUUUUGGUGUCUUACUCAAUAGCUCCGAGAGUGCAGAAGUAUGCAGCCGUCAUGAAGCAGAUUGCUUCGAAAGUUGGAGUCUGGGCCGAAAGAUAGCCCAUAAAGGAAAUACAACGGAGUACACAAAACUUGUUUUGGAGUGAGAUCGUGGGCAUGAACACUGCUUUUAUAUCUUCCAUAAUAAGCAACCUGACUUCUGUAACACGUUAUAUUAUGAAAGAUGAGCUGGUAGUUUUUAAAAAAACCUUUGUGGGAGAAAGGGGGAGGGGGAACACUGUAGUAUUCAGCCAGAAACAGCAGGCUGUGCAUAAGGGAGCUCGAUUCUCAUUAGAGCCGUACCAAUUCGAGAUUGGAAUGCCAUGUAAUUUUUACUAGUAAUGAAUUAAUCAACAUAACGUAACAUUAGAGCAUGCUGUAUCUAAAAACAAGGAGAUAAAUAUAGCAAAACUUGGUGUAUGAAAUUUCUAUACUUUAAUUGAUUAUUACGAGACAUAGUGCAAAGUAGAAGGAGAAAGAGUAUAGAAUAUUUGAAUACUGAAAGUUGCUUAUGGACAUAAUAUAUAAAGCAAAACACAAUUUGCACAUGAUUUUCAAUAGUGACUUACACUUCGAAGCAUCGAUGAAGUUUUGUUUUUUCAAAAUCUCCCGGCACUAAUUCGUAUGUCUUCUUCAGACCAACCUGAACACCAUCAAAAAGUCUACAUAACCAUCUUUGAGACAAAUCAAAAACCUUGUGAGAUCAAAUGGAAGUACAAGUUAACAUACUAUGUAUUGUACCUUUAAUUUUUUAAAUUGUGUCCAUUUAGGCAACGUCGUAGAUUCUAAAUAUUUUGAGACGUGAACAAAAA
This is a messenger RNA of Aplysia californica (California sea hare), 3941 nucleotides long. Its product is annotated as protein Wnt-11b-2. Gene Ontology annotation, cellular component: extracellular region. NCBI's taxonomy places the organism in Eukaryota, Metazoa, Mollusca, Gastropoda, Aplysiida, Aplysiidae. Gene Ontology annotation, molecular function: frizzled binding; cytokine activity. The transcript is spliced from 8 exons. Bases 1827 to 2897 code for a protein of 356 amino acids. The record is from RefSeq and is a predicted model, not a curated record. Gene Ontology annotation, biological process: cell fate commitment; canonical Wnt signaling pathway; neuron differentiation.